AUGUCACCAGUCAAGUCCCAAGGUAGAAUAAAUGCCACAAAGCAGAGGGCAGGAAAUCAACAGAAAAAAGUGAGACAGAAUGUUUCCAGACCACCUCAGUCUCCCUCUAAAGUGCCUAAUGGAAAACAAAAAGUUAGAGGGAAUUCACCAACUCCUGAGUACAGAAAGACAGAUAAGGUGAAGAGCAGUGGAAGGAAUAAAGCAGAUCCAAGUAAAAAGAGAAGUCCAGAACCACAGAAACAAGCGGGAAGCACGCUAGGAAACGGAACAACUGUAAAUCGUGAAAAGCUUCAACAUAACAAAGAUAGUAAGACAGGAAUAAACAAGACAACUAAACUUAAACCUCCACUAAAAGCAGCCCCAACCAUACAAGGGAGGAUCAACAACAACCUCCCCACCAAGCCUGAGAACAAGAGAAGUGACAAAGUGACAGAGAGUGAGGAGGAGGAAUCAGAGAGCGAUGCAGGAAGCUCAGAGGAGGUGACGGAAGAGGAAACUAGUAACGAUGAGAAAGAGGAGGAGCAGGGCAGUAAAACAGAGCCAUCUGAGACACAUGGGAGUGAGGAGAGCAGUGAGGAGGAGGCUGAGGAGGCAUCGGAUACUCAAAGAGAUACAGGACAGACAGCAAGCGAGGGAUCGGACAGAGAGCUUUCAGAGGAAGUCAAAUCCAGAAGUGAACCGGCCACUUCCAGUGAAGAAGAAGAGGAAAACAACAAGGAAGUUGAAGUAUUUGAGGCGGUCAUCAGUGAUGUGGUUGAAGACAGGGCGAUAACCCAGGACACAUCUGAAAAGCCACCAGCUGAUACAGCCUGCAGACGACGCAGACAAACUCCCCGUCCCUCGAAGCCUGCACAAGCACCAAAAUACAAGAUGUUUAAAAAAACAAAAGCAGAUAAGCAGGCAGAGAAGGCUGAGAAACAGAGAGCCAAAGCAGAGAAGCAGAGGUUAGAAAAGGAAGCCAAACAAAAAGCCAAGGAAGAAAAAAAGAACAAAAAGAAACAACAAAAAGAGGACAAACCAAGUUCUACAACAGAGGAGACUCAACCAACAAAAGAUCCUCCCACCAACAAAGAAGAUGAAAAUAUAAAUGAGAAAGAUGCUCCUGUAGAGGCAGAUCCAGAUGAGGUAGAGGAGGAGAAGGCUGAACCAAUACUGACCAAAGCCAUCAAAGGCCAAAACCGAAUAAUGCUUCUCAAAGCCAAAGGUAAGGAUCUCAAAGCCAUUAUGGAGCCUGAGGAGCAGCAGGACGCUGGAAGUACCGUCAAAGGGCGGCCACAGGGAUUGCUCUUGGGGAAAGUCAAGAUGGCAUCUCUCCGAAACAAAGCAAAUAAGAUGCUAACGAAGCCUGAUGAGGAAACAUCAGAGAGUGAAGCCGCUGAUGGAGCGUCCAGCAAACCCAAGGAAUGUUUGAUAGUGCGAAGAAAAGGUAUGACCACUCUUCGUCGAGUGUCCGGUUGGAUUCAGAAAAAUGUGCCACGGGGGUUGAAUAUGAGAAAGAAGCUUUCUGCUUGGACUAAAGCCAUCGGGAUCUCCCACUGGCUUUCCCUUCGAUCAAUAAAACAGAAGCAAGGCCCCAGAAAAUCUAAGGGCAAUAUCCUCAAACACAGGAUGGCCAUGAGAGUUGCCAGUAAAACCAGCUUGGCCGGUAAAAAUAGAAGGUCCUCUGUGGACAAAAUGGAGAAAGAGAAUACCAGUCUUCAGGAAAAGGCAGAGGAGGGAGGGGAGGAAGCAGCCCCAGUUGGAGAGAAAGAGGUAGAGGCCAAAUAUGCUGUGGUACUCCCCAGGAUGAACAAACUGGGAAGGGCAAAGACAGCAGAGGUGCCCCAAGCAGCUCCUGGAUCUUCUACUCCAUCAAGUACCACUGGACCAUCAGGAGAACCCACUACAUCACAGCCCAAACCCCCAAAACCAGGUGCCAGGCUUGUGCUCCCUGUAAAACCAGAUCUCAGCCUCCUGAAGUCCAUCAAGAAGUCCUUGCCUGGAGGGUUACAGUCAGGUGCAGAUGUGGCAGAGAGGAGCCCUGGCUCCAGUGGUACACCAGAGGGACCAUCCAGCACCGAGGAUAGAAACAGGAGACCUGCCCACAACAAUCAAGAUGGAGUCAGUGUGCUACUGGCUGCAAGAGGGAAACUGAACCCCUCUCAGAUCAACCUGACCAAGAUGUCCUUGUCAGGGCCGACUCGGGCCAAGGGACCAGAUUCAGAAAGCGAGGCUGCAGCUGGGAUUCCCAGGUCCGCCACUCAGCCCUUUCCAAAUGGGGAGGCAAAUGCUGUGAUGCCUGGUGUCCGGUCCCUGUAUGAAGAAGAGGCAGACAGGGAAGUAGCCCAGUUGAUGGGUGAGGGGGGAAUGUAUGCCAUCACCCAACCAGACGUGCACUGGGCUGGGAACCCAAGGAUGAGUGGAGACCCUCAGGACUGGCUGCGUGCUGAGAACCUGCUGCCCCACCAGACAGUGGAGAAGCUAACCAAGUGGACAGUCUAUGAUGAUGAGGGCCAGGCCAGGACCAUUCCUGCCCACAAUGGGAGGGGCCCCUGGGAAUCAGAUGACCCCACCCAGGAGAUGCUGGAGAGUCGUCUGGUCUGCACACAGGUAUUAAUGCUGCAUUGA
This is a messenger RNA of Epinephelus moara (kelp grouper), 2607 nucleotides long. Its product is annotated as DNA ligase 1. The record is from RefSeq and is a predicted model, not a curated record. The coding region runs from base 1 to 2607 and encodes 868 amino acids. The transcript has 2 exons. NCBI's taxonomy places the organism in Eukaryota, Metazoa, Chordata, Actinopteri, Perciformes, Serranidae.